AUGUCCAACCUCACUCAUAAUAAUGGCAAUGGCACUGGCUAUGGCAAUGCUACUCUGCUUGAGAAUCCCGAGCUCUGUACCCUGCAAACUUGCGACUUGUCCAUGGCAAGCUUCCUGUACAUUCCAACACUCGCUGGGAAUGCCUUGUACACUGCCAUCUUCGGUGUUUUCUUAGUCGGACAACUCUACUUGGGCAUCAAGCAUAAGAUCUGGGGUUAUAUGACGGCUAUGAUUCUGGGACUGCUUCUUGAGAUCAUUGGCUACAUUGGUCGGAUCUUACUUCACAGCUCUCCAUUCGACAACAACGACUUCCUCAUGUACCUCGUCACACUUACUAUCGCCCCGGCGCUGUUGAGUGCUGCCAUCUACCUCUGCCUCGCCAGAAUCGUGAUCGUCUAUGGCACACACCUUUCGCGUCUCUCGCCCCGCACGUACACAUUUGUCUUCUGCACAUGCGACUUGAUUAGUCUCGUCCUCCAGGCAGUGGGAGGUGCCAUUGCCUCGACCGCGAACACCCACUCGGAUUCAGAUCUUGGCAAGAACAUCAUGUUGGCGGGUCUGGCCUUCCAGGUCUUCUCCCUGCUUCUGUUCUGCGUCCUGGGGAGCGAGUUCGCGUACAGAGUCUGGACGCAUAGAGGAACAUGGAACCCACGGUACGUGAGUCUUGUCGAGACACGCCUCUUCAAAAGCUUCCUCGUCGGACUCGUCAUCGCCACCGUCACCAUCUUGGCGCGAUGCAUCUACCGAUGCAUCGAGCUCUCGGGCGGUUUCAACGGCACGCUUUUUGUCAAUGACGAGGCAGUGUUCAUGGUCAUGGAAGGCCUCAUGAUCAUCAUCGCUUGUUUCUGCUUGACUUUCUUGCACCCGGCCGUUUGCUUCCAGGGAGUGUGGCACCAGGCGACUUUCUCGUUCCGCAAGUCGAAAGCGGCGCGGGAUAUCAAGCUGGAGAGUAUGCCGUACGAUGAAGAAUCACAGAUGUCCAGAGACAGGUUCCUUUCCUCGCAAGAAAAUCAGUACAGUGGUCGUUGA
Molecule: messenger RNA, 1029 nt
Organism: Amorphotheca resinae ATCC 22711
Lineage: Eukaryota; Fungi; Ascomycota; Leotiomycetes; Helotiales; Amorphothecaceae
Exons: 2
Coding region: 1-1029 (342 amino acids)
Cellular component (GO): fungal-type vacuole; plasma membrane
Source: RefSeq, a predicted model, not a curated record